Periconia digitata is the source of this 917-nucleotide messenger RNA. The record is from the annotation of a GenBank genome assembly. Lineage: Eukaryota; Fungi; Ascomycota; Dothideomycetes; Pleosporales; Periconiaceae.
UUCCUCCUCCGAUUCCUCACCACUCCUUGGAAACCUGCAACCACAUUCCCACAUGUCACCUAAGAGGCCAGGAUACUUCGUCCAGUACUCAUCCUUGUAUGUGGGGUCACGCGCAAGCCGUUCUCUAUCCUCAGGAUUCACUCGGUGGCCACGGCCGGUACGAAGGAGAUGUACUCGGUUCCUAACAUUUUUUCUUCGGUUUCUCUGGGAUUCUCUUCAAGGUAGCCCCCAAGAAAGACAGGGUCCGAGUUUGUGAGAGCUUGAGCAGGCGGCAUCUCUCUGGGAGACUCCAAUCUAGGCCUCUUCGCCUGUUCUGAAGACGCAUUCACGAUGUCUUCAACCCUGGCACGCUUUUUAGCGUUUUUAACGCCAACAGAAGAACAGCUGCCAAGAGCUCGCAGCUCAACACCGCUUAUCCACUGCGCCAUCGCUUUAGUCUUGACACCUUUGAACUCUUCUGCUUUGCUUUCUCCGGCAUAUUCGGUUAUGAUUGCCAUCAUAGUUUGUUUGGAUACUUUGCUGCAGAGAGUAUCCACGGAUCGAACGGUUCUAAAUUUGCCUUGCUUGUCGAGCAAUGGAAUACGGAGAUUUUCCUCUUCAAAAUACCGCAUCUCGAUUUGCUUGGAUGCCGUUCUCUUUUUGCGGGCUUGGGAAGGUGCUGCCGGGGUAUCGAGAGUUUCAUGUUCGGUGCCCAAUUCUUGGUUGUUCUUGCUCCGUUUUGUCUUUUUCUGCACUUGUGAUUGUAUCUGUGCCAACACAAGACUCUCUUCGUUAGACAUGAUGUGGGUUUGACGGUGGUUCGUGUUGCUGUCCAUUGUUCUCGUUUCGGAAUCGUUGGUAUUAUGGCUGGGAAACAAAAGUGGUAUAAUGGGCGCAAUAGUCUGGAAGGCAGAUGGUGGAGGGAGAAAGCAACAGGG